This is a messenger RNA of Prunus avium (sweet cherry), 922 nucleotides long. NCBI's taxonomy places the organism in Eukaryota, Viridiplantae, Streptophyta, Magnoliopsida, Rosales, Rosaceae. The record is from RefSeq and is a predicted model, not a curated record.
AUGUGCACCCCAGAUAUGCUUUAUUCGGAUGGCACGAUGCAUCCCAUCGAGGGACUGUAUGAAGUUGGUAUAUUCAGCACAUUUCUUCCUGGAAACGAGGUUCCAGGCCAGUUCAGCCAUAGAAGUAAAGGGUCCUCCGUAUCUUUUACUGUGCCUUCACUUCCAAAUCUCAAGAUCCGAGGCUUGAACAUCUUCUCUAUUUAUGCAAAUUCCAACACUUAUUAUUUUUCUAGUGUACCUAAUCCAGUAAUUACCAAAGUCAGUAACAAGAGCAAGGGUCUGAAAUGGAUCUAUGCCCCAACAUGCUAUGGCAUUCCAGAUAACGAAAAUGACGUGAUAUGGUUAAGUCACUGGAAGUUAGGGAACCGACUGGAAAGCGGGGAAGAAGUGACAGUUUCAGUAUUUACGCAACCUUGGCUCCAAGUGAAAGAGUGCGGCAUCCAACUUGUGCAUGAGCAAGACUGUGAGAUAAGUUGUGGCCAAAACUACGACGCCGAUCCUUGUUAUCCAUCUGACAUUGGUGGGAAUUUGGCAGAGUUUAUUCCAGGAACAUACUUCAUGUGGGGUGGACCCCUAAAUAGAGAUGGUGGUAGAGAUUAUGUUUUUAGCUGGAAAAGGGAAGAUUGGUUCAAAGACAUCUUUGGAGACUCUAAUGAAGAAACAGGCAAAGAAGAAAGGCAGCCACAGGGUGACGAUGAGCCGCUUGCACUUGCAGCAGCAGCAGAAACAUUAAUAGAAGCAGAGAGGGCUAGCAGAGGCUGCAAGAUUAUUGUUAUUAUUGGUGCUUUCUUCUUUCUCUUCCUUUCUCUAGUACUGUCUCGCUCUUUUCUCUCUCACUAAAAAAGAAAAAGGACAGGCGACAAUGUAAUGUAUUUCAAAUGCUGCUCCAUAUGUAAUCAAAAUGGAAAAGCUUCAAUUAAAA